GCCAGCCCCGGGAGAGAGUGGCCUUUUUGUAAUUGCAUAGUAGCACUAUAUAAUCUAUGUUAGACGUCUGUAUGUGUCGUCUAUUUGUAUUACUUACAUUCGUUUAACAAAUACAACAGUAGUUCUUGUUUUCUGUGUUUCAUUGGUUGUGAUUGUGUGCGUCGUUGGAGAGGCAACCAAGGAAAGCUAAGUCGAAGCGGAAUUAGCUUCUUUGUCACUCACGAACGGCUGCACAGUGCUGGCCAGGGCAGAUGGCAAGGGGAGGGAACAACGGAAGCAAGUGCAAGACUACAAAUAUGGUGGGUAAGGAGAAGAGGGGUUUGGAAGAGUCAGACAAGGAUUACAUGGUUGGAGAAAAAGACAAGGAGUUUGAUGAGUCGGAAGAUGAAUAUUGUUACUCGCUUGCUGAUGAGGAAUUGGAGGAAGAUGAAGAGGUGGAGAAGCUGGUGAAGAAAGGGACUAAAGCAGGUGGAAAAUCAAGAGGACGCCCGACUUUGCAUCGAACAAAGAGGAGUGGGAGAAAGAGAAGGGACAUUUACAACGAAGAAGCAGCAGCAUUUUCUAAGGCUACCCGAGUGAACAAUGGGAGAGAAGGCAAAUUUGAUGGCAUUUAUGUUAUGGAAGGAAAUGGUUUGAAAAGGAAGACUAGUGCUUCGUCUACCAAACUAAAUGUGGAUGCUUGUGAUGAGGAGGAGCCUAGGAAGAAAGCUAAAGUUUCUUACAAAGAAGAAAUGCUACUAGAUAGUGACUAUACAAUUUCGGAUGAUGAGGAAUUUAUGCCAUGUGAGAUUGAUGGUGUUGACGACGAGGAAAAGGUGCUGGUUGCCAAGAAGAAUAAGAUGGAUGAACAGAGUGUGAGGGAGACUGAGACUUCUGGUGGAGGAAAGAGGAAGAGGAAUGCAAAGGCUUUCAAGAGGAACAAAAGAAGGAAACUGACAAGGCCAAAAGCUUCACCGAGAAGAGGCAGAUGCAAAACUAAGGAUUUUGCAGAUGACAACCCUACAACCUGGCGGGAAAAGAGAGAAACCUCUGAUUUGAUAUCUUUGAAUCCUGUGAAGAUGAUUGAAGAUGAAAAAACUAUGCCAGGACAAAGGAAAAAGGGCAAGGUAGUUGAUCCGGAGAUGAUGGAAGCAGCAGCAGCAGGGAAGCCAGCGUGUGGCAUUUGUCUAUCUGAGGAGGGAAAGAGAAGUAUGAGGGGAAUAUUAGAUUGCUGCAGCCAUCACUUUUGUUUUGGUUGCAUCAUAGAGUGGUCGAAGGUGGAAUCUCGGUGUCCACUCUGCAAGCAAAGGUUUUCAACCAUCAGUAGGACGACGACUAGACGGGGGGCAGAUGGCUCUAGGGAUGCAGUUAUCCAAGUCGCCAUGCGGGAUCAGGUUUAUGAACCAAGCGAGGAAGAGCUCAGGGCAUUCCUGGAUCCAUAUGAGAAUGUUGUCUGCACGGAGUGUGAUCAAGGAGGAGACGAUGCACUUAUGCUUCUUUGCGACGUCUGCGAUUCGCCUGCGCAUACUUACUGCAUUGGCCUUGGACAUGAAGUGCCUGAAGGAAAUUGGUAUUGCGAUGGUUGCAAGCCCACAGCAGCAGCAGCUCCGAAUCCAACUCCCAAUUUGGCAGUAGGGUCAUCAUCAUCAUCAUCAAGAAGUCUAGUAAUGGGACAGGGAGACUACUACUACUCCCCAUCCACUAACAGUAAACCUCCUUGUAGUGGAGAUGGAGAUGCAGAUGAUAUUCCAAUUCCAGAGCAGCCUCCUACUGCUUCUGGAUCAGGGGUUGGGGUUGGGGUUUUUACACUGCAUCAAAGACGGAGGAGCAUACAGCAGCGCCAGAUUCACCAUCAUCAGAUUCCGAAUUGCAGCAGCAGGGCUAGGAGGAGUGAUGAUGGUGUUUUUGGCGAUGGAGUAGCUUUACCUCAAGAAGGGGUUGAUGCCCCUGCGCCAGUAGCACCACUCAACACACGUCACCCUCACCCUCACCCUCAAAUGUUGCUGACCAAUGCUUCUUCUACGGAAAUUCCUCCUCCAUGGUAUGGGUAUGGGUAUGGGUAUCAUCAGAGUCAGAGACAAGUCCCUGUCCCUCUCCCGUCUCUGAUGUUGAACCAUGGUAUGCUUCCCCAUGAAGCAGCAGCAGCAGCUUCUAUACCAUCAUCAUCAUCAGGCAACUAUUACUACUCCUUUGGUGGAACUGGACUGAACAUUUCCAGUUCCAAUUCAGAGUAUGGGGUGUGGCGGCGAAGGCCUUGUAAACCUGCUGGUGGAUUAUUCUCAUCAUAUCAUCAUAGGAGAAGAAGAGAGGUGCAGGGUGCUACUACUACUGCUACUAGUACUACUACUAUGAGUUGUUCAUUAGAAAAGAAGGCACAGGUGCAGUGGAUGGUUAGGAGUGAGUUAAAAAGGUUGUCCAGAAAUGGAAAUGGAAAUGGAAAUGGGGAUACAGGAUUAGGGUUAGGGUACAUGGGGUUCAAGCAGAUUGCAAGGGCGUCCACACACACCAUUCUAGCUGCAUUUGGGAUUGAGCACCGGCGGAAUGAAGUAUGUCCUGUGAGGGCACGUCCCUUGAUGUGCCAGUGCCGCCACCGCCAAGCCACAAAUAAUACUAGAGAGGAGGAGGCCGAGGCUCCUAUGACGAUGGCAGGUCAGUGCCCAUCUUGCCUCCACUGGUUUGUCAGGAAUGUGGUUGCCGAAAUAAUAAUAAUAAUGUCCACCCGCCCUACUCCGCUCUCUUCCUCUCUCGGUCUUAUUCCCCGUCCCUUUGACUGACUCACUCGCUCACUGUCUGUCCCCAAACAAACACACCCUUACCCUUACCCUUAAUUAAUUAAUUACUCACUUCAGAUCAUAGCUUAUAGAUUAUAGAUUAUAUAGAAUACAGUCUUGUCGUCGUCCUCUUCAUCGGUUGUGUUUUGAUCAAACGCUAAACUAAACUUAGCUACUACCGCCCCAACCCCAGCUCCAGCUCCAGCUCCUGCGCAUAACCAUACAUGUAUUAUAAUUUUAUUUUGGCUUCAUUUCCAGCCCAAAAUCUUCCUUAUUUUGUUCACCAAAUAUUAUCCUUUUCUUUUCAUAUCUAUUCUCAAAUACCAUGCAACAUUU
Molecule: messenger RNA, 3086 nt
Organism: Andrographis paniculata
Lineage: Eukaryota; Viridiplantae; Streptophyta; Magnoliopsida; Lamiales; Acanthaceae
Exons: 3
Coding region: 252-2753 (833 amino acids)
Source: RefSeq, a predicted model, not a curated record